Blastocystis hominis is the source of this 1010-nucleotide messenger RNA. RefSeq lists its product as hypothetical. The transcript has 4 exons. Bases 1 to 999 code for a protein of 332 amino acids. The record is from RefSeq and is a predicted model, not a curated record. Gene Ontology annotation, molecular function: protein serine/threonine phosphatase activity. Gene Ontology annotation, cellular component: nucleus; cytoplasm. NCBI's taxonomy places the organism in Eukaryota, Bigyra, Opalinata, Blastocystidae.
AUGGACUUUGACAUCGACACAAUUAUUACCACGCUCUUUAGCGUUAAGAAGGAAAGGCCGGGAGUGCAGGUGAACUUGCCGGAAGAGUGGAUCCGCACUCUCUGUGGAAAAGCGCAAGAGAUCUUCAAAUCCCAGCCGAUGCUUCUGCGGCUGAAGGCUCCGAUUCAGAUAUGCGGCGACAUUCACGGUCAGUAUUACGAUCUUCUUCGUUUGUUUGAAUACGGAGACUACCCUCCAAAAGCAAAUUAUCUGUUUCUCGGAGAUUACGUGGACCGAGGCAAGCAGAGUAUUGAGUGCAUUUGCCUUCUCUUCGCCUAUAAAGUAAAAUAUCCCAACAACUUCUUCCUUCUGCGCGGAAACCACGAAACAGACAACAUCAACAAAAUCUACGGCUUCUACGACGAAUGCAAGCGUCGCUACAGCAUUCGGCUCUGGAAGGCCUUCUCCGAAUGCUUCAAAUACCUCCCCGUAUGCGCCCUCGUCGAUGACCGCAUCAUCUGCAUGCACGGUGGUCUCUCUCCCGAUUUAACAUCGCUAUCGCAGAUCGAAUCCAUCCAGCGUCCUUGCAUCGUACCAGAUCACGGACUCCUCUGCGAUCUGCUGUGGUCCGAUCCGGAGUACGAGCUUGCUUCUGGAUGGGGCCUAAACGAUCGAGGCGUGAGCUAUAUAUUCGCAGAAGACGUGGUUCACGCGUUUUUGGAGGAACAAGACUUGGAUUUGGUAUGUCGGGCACAUCAAGUGGUGGAGGACGGUUAUGAGUUUUUCGCGGACAGACACUUGGUUACCGUGUUUUCUGCACCGAAUUAUUGCGGAGAGUUCGAUAACGCGGGAGCCAUGAUGAGUGUGGAUGAGACGCUGAUGUGCUCGUUCCAAAUUUUGAAGGCAGUCUCGUCGAAGCAGCGGAUGCAAAACAAUCAAGAUUUGACGUCCGAUUCGCUGGAUGAAAUGGGAGGAGUGAAGUCGAAGAAGCAUUAUGAUAAGGAAAAGUAUUCGAGCUAGUUUGGUUAGUU